Messenger RNA from Mycotypha africana, 2009 nucleotides. RefSeq lists its product as uncharacterized. NCBI's taxonomy places the organism in Eukaryota, Fungi, Mucoromycota, Mucoromycetes, Mucorales, Mycotyphaceae. The record is from RefSeq and is a predicted model, not a curated record. The coding region runs from base 196 to 1650 and encodes 484 amino acids. The transcript is spliced from 3 exons.
GUUUGAUCAUUGCUUUUUAUUUUUUAAAAAAAAUUAUAGUUUUGAAUCAAUAUUAAUGACAAACUCUCUUUUGAAAAGUGAUUGAUGUUAUUGAGGAUAAUGUGGAGUAUGAAGAUGUGUAUAAUUUUUGUCUGACUACAAAAAAAGCAAGUUGUUCCUUUGUUUAUUUCUCCUACUAUUAAAAGUUGAAAAACAAUGGUUAGAAGAGGGAAAAAGAAACUGACUACAAAAUCAUCCGAUAACAUUAAUGAUGAAGCAAAGAAUCAGCAAGUAUCAGCCAGUCCACAAUUUCAUAAUGAAGGUCUCAACAGUAGCAACGAAAAAGAAACACUAAGGUCAAAGACAUCCGCACAAAGAAAUAGCCCAGAUUCGGCUCUGUGGACACCAAUACAGCUUGAGCAGAUGAAACUGUCUAAACAACUCGACAAUUACAUUGAGAGCUUCAAAGUCAAACUUGCACAAUUAAACUUUAGCCCUACAAAUCGAGAGCUUGUCAUUCUAUUCAUAAUGAACCUUCACCCACGUUGGCGACGUUUGGUCGAACCUUUAGAAGUGUGGUGCAAUGAAUGGCUAGAAGCAGCAGCAUUUGCACGGCUUCAUUGCGAGCGUGUCUCAGCUAUUUUAGGCUGUGAAUCAAUUGAUUCAACAAUGGCGAAUAAUAGUGACCUUUUCAGUUCACCAGAAUCAAAAGCGUUACGCGACUCACAUUAUUUUGCCUUUACAGACUGUCCGUCGAAUAUACAGAAGGACAUGUCGUCAGUCGAGCAUCUGUUAUUGAAAAAGGAAACCACUGCAGAACCUGAAGAAGAGAAAGUAAGAGCGCUUUCAGAAACAUCAAUACCAUUGCAUCUUAAAAUUGCAGCGAAAGCGUUUCAGAAACCAAUGAAGCCCUCAAUAUCAUCUUGUAGCUCGGCUUCUAACGCUAGCAAUGCUUCUCAACUUACAACCGUUGACAAUGAUAAUGCGAAGAAAAAUAAAGCAAAGGAAACAACGCAGAGUAAAAGGAAAAAUAAUACGAAUACUUCCGAAUCAUCACAAGCACCGACUGCAAAAGCAGCAACUGCAAUACAGAAAAGCAACAUAUGUCUAGACCAGCAAUCACAAUCACAUAACAAACCCAUGCACGCGGCAUCAAAAAUUGAAUCGAGUAAACAGAGUGAUAUACAAAAAGGAGCAUCAAACUUGAACGUGGAUAAAGCGAAUGAAUCAUCAAUAUUGACAGGUACAUAUCUCAGCGAACAAGACAAAACAAAGGUGGUCCAUCCAUUAACAGCUGCGGCUGCUUUGGCUCAAAAGAUAAAUUUGCCUGUCAUAGAGAGACCUGAAGGAGAUAUCAUCUUCUCCGAAAUUCCUGGACAUCAUAAAAGUGUUAAUUUGGCUUUCUUGGAACUUACAAUUAACCAAAAGAAGGUUCGGGGACUACUAGCGAAAUUAAGCUGGGGUAGUUCGGCUAUAGCCUUGGACUGCGUUAAAAGAUUAGGGUUAGUCAUGGAAUAUAACGAUAUGUUCUGCUUAGAAACAGAUUGGGGAAAUGUAUCAUCUUUGGGAAUUUGUAUGUUACCUAUUCACCAUCCAGCUGAUCCUAGCAUUAGUUCUACCAUGCAAGUUCAGGUUUUACCGUCCAUUUACAAUGAUCUAUCAAAUUUUUAGAGAAAGAAACGCCUUACAUUGUUGACAAAAUUGAAUAAAAACAACUUCUGAAUUUGCAGUGUCUGACAAAUAAGCUACUGGUUCUAUAUUUAUUGCCCCCGUUUUGGUUAACAAAGGAAGCAAUAACAAUAGUUGAUUAUAUAGUUUAACUUAGAACUGCCUGUUUGCCAUCAGUAACGGAUGGAAUGGUUGAUAAACGAGUCUCAAUUUUGCUGUCAAAAUUUAGCGCGUUUUAAAAAGUACAAGUUAUGUGGAGAAGAGUGCACAUGCAUGUUGCCUUGGUUCGCUGACACCGGUACCAAAGCUUGCAACGCUUGCGGUUUUGUAUGGCAGCGCGAUGUACAUGGCAAAGAAUACGC